UAGUACUGGUGGCCAAUGGAAACCGGCCGGACCAACAGCGCAGCCAAUGGGAGCCGGCGGGCGGAGGCGCGCCUCGAUUUAAGGAGGCCCGCCGCCCGGGCUCUAGGGACCGGUGCCUCAGGAGUGCGGCAGUGGCUGAGUGCUGUCACCAUGUCUUCUUUGCAGGCUGAUUUUGAUAGGAUUGCAGAAGAUGUGAGGAAGCUGAAAACAAGACCAGAUGAUGAAGAACUGAAAGAACUCUAUGGGCUCUACAAACAAUCUGUAGUUGGAGACAUUAAUAUUGUCUUACCUGAAGAUUUUCGGGAGUCUGCCAUGAUGAAGUCAACAUCCAAAUGCAAGAAAAGGGAGACGUCAGCAACGACAGGGCUGCUUCUUCAAUGGAGAGCUUGGAAGCUCUCAGAGCUCUUCCCACGUGGACUUCACCUCUACCGGGUGGAGAGGCAGAUCCAACAAAACAUGUUGAACCGCAAGAAGGAACAGCCUCAGAUGGCAUAUCAGAGCAGGAAACUGAAAAGAGCCGUGGUACCUGCCCCUGUCAGUACCUGUCUGAGACUCGCUGUGGGCCAGGCCAUUUUCUAAGGUCAUCUGACUUCUAGAACAAUGCAGGUGGAAGCACAAUGGCGCCUGGACACCCAAUUCCAACUCCGGGUGAGGCUGGUACCAGCCAGUACCUUGCACUGUCAUUCCCCAGAAACGUCGCCCUAUUUCCCAGCUCUCCGUGGUCAGCAGAUGGUUGUCACCGGCAGAGCAAAAGCAGGUUCACGCAAGCAGGGCCCGGGGUUGGUUCCGCCCAGUUCUCAGUGGUCACAACAACAGCAUUUAGUAUUCACUGAGCUGGGUGCUGGGUGCUGGGUUCAACACUGGGGACAUGCGGAUAAACAAACAAUCUCAUUACUUCUGUAACUUAGGCAUUUGGCUGGGAGGCAACUAGAGGCGCCAAGUGCCGCCAGGGUCAGGGUGAUCUGUGAGCAUGAUGGCGGGGGUUGGGGGGCAAGCAAGGUCUCCCUGGGGAAAUGGAGUGGACUCUGAGAUCCAAAUGAAUAGGGACAAGGCUGGCAAAAGGAGAGAGGCAGCAGGGGAAGGGGGAAUAGAACAAGCACAGGCUAACAGCUGCCGUUUGGAGAGCGAAGAGGGAAUUGGGACAAAUUAAAGUGGAGGGGGUAGGCAGGGGCCACGUCUAGGCCUCCUAAGGGAUUUUGGCUGUCCUAAGAGGGACAGGAAGCCACCAAAAGGAUUGAAGGCGAGAUGUGUCAUGACUUUUAUCCCUCUGGGUAGUGUGGGAAAUGGAGUGGAGGAGGACAGAGUGUCUAAGAGGGGAUUCCUGCUUCUGCCUGGGAUGGAGGAAUGCUACUCAGUCCCUACCAAUGAGAAAAAAAAAAAGCCCGACAAACUACAAAAUCCUAACUUUCCUUGAACUUGGCUGAGUUUGCAAGGCAAACUGGAAACCAAAUACCAAGGAGGGGCAGGCCCCUAAAGGGAGAAGUGGAAUGUGUACGCAGGCUCAUGGAGGCAAAGCACCGGAGGAAGGGGCGUGUGCUGUACAUUCCAGAAGAAAUCAGCUAAAAUGUUCCAGUGCUGGAGAUCAAGUGAGGGGCUGUGUGUCAGAUGGACUCACAGCAACUUGCAGCCUCCAGUAGGAGUUCACGAGAAAGACUGGGAGCGAGGCAGGGGGCCAGAAGGAGCCCCGUGUGGUCUGUGGAGCUGGUGGGCAGCAGGAAAUGGGCUGUGACCUUGAGAUAGGUGCUGACCCCGCCCCUGCCCAGGCCCUUCCCUCCCACAGGCAAAAGCCUCAACUUGCUGGAGGAGAGGCAGCCAACAUUUUCUCCCUGGGCGCAGGCAAAGACACACGGCUGCAGAGGGUGAAGCAUUAACCUUCUACCCUCGAGGAAGGAGUGGAGAGAGGGCUUGGACAUACAAGGAUACCAACACUACUUCUGGGAAGGGGCAGGGAACUUCCGCCCAAGACCAACCCCAGAAACGAGAAGGGGCAGGCACUGAGAAAGGCGCGCGCACCCACAAGGCCCAGGCAUGAAGGGCCUGCCUAGGAUCAAAGCUCACCCCUGUCUGGGACAUCCAAGAACUCCCCAUGUUACCCCGGAGGCUAACACGGACACCAGUGACCAGCUGCCUGGCAGUGGGGCCUGUUCCAUGAGGCACUAGAAAGACUGGACAAUUGAGAAAAUACUCUAGCAGCCUGGACUCCAUGCUGGGCGCACAGUGACACUAGGGACUUGGAAGCUGGUGUUGCCCUGGAGUACUCUCAGUGACUGCUCUGUCCAGUCUAGAUGGGCUCAGCUCUGCACAGGGCCCAGCAGAAGAGAUGCGCACAAACCCAGGGGUAAAAUUAUUUCCUUCCAUCUUUGUUUUAUGCGUGAUACCUGGCUUUCAAAAUAAAAAAUCAUCAGACCCACGGGAAAGCAGAAAAUAAUUCCAUUGUUGAGAGCAAAGCAAUAAACAGCAUCAGACUUGGAUGAGAGCCAAAGGGUCAAAUGGAAAUUCUAGACACAAGCGGCACUAACAAUGAGAAAUCCCCGCAACAUCAGGAGACCCAGCGCAGCUGAGGACAAAUUCCGUGAGCCUGAAGGUGCUCAAUAGAAAUGAUCCCAACUGGGGCGCCUGGGUGGCUCAGUUGGUUAAGCGACUGCCUUCGGCUCAGGUCAUGAUCCUGGAGUCCCUGGAUUGAGUCCCUGGAUCAAGUCCGGCAUCAGGCUCCCUGCUUGGCAGGGAGCCUGCUUCUCCCUCUGACCCUCCCCCCUCUCAUGUGCUCUCUGUCUCAAAUAAAUAAAUAAAAUCUUUAAAAAAAAAAAGAAAUGAUCCCAACUGAAACACAAAGGAAAAAAAAAAGAACAUCCAAGAGCCAGGGGACACUGUCACACAGCCUGAUGUAUGUAAUGAGGGUCCCAGGAGAGGUGGGAACUUGUCCAGGCGGCCAGGGAUGGGGGCAGCUUGAGUUGGGGGGCGGACAGGCGGCUGUCUUUCCCAGCUGUGACACAUUUCCAUUUGGCCACCAGGCUCACGCCUUGCGGGUAGGUGGUGGGGAGGGGGAGGCCGGGAAGGGGCUUUACCAGCCUGAUUGCGCUUUGGAAAAAGCUGAAAGCCUGCUGGGGACGGAGAAGGAGCGGAGGAGCAGAAUCCGGGGAGUAGGGUCUGGGGCGUGUUAGUGAUUUGCAGACAGGUGCAUAGCUAUGGUGAUUGGAUUCACUGGAGGGAGGGUGAGAAUGUUAGGAAGGUUUUUUGUACUCUGGGUGGAAUAUCCCAGAGAGCGGAUUAUCUUUUGUUUUUGGCUUUGGGGAGGUUUCUUUCUAAGAGCUGUGGAGGAUUUAGCUAAGCCCCUCUAUCAUAGUGCCUCGGCAUCCACUGUGGGGUCAGCAGCCUGCAGCCCUUGAACAGACACCAGCCUCCCCGUGAGUGUGAGCGCGUGCCCUGGACGUCACAGGUGAGGGUAAGUUCCAUGCGACCCCCCUACCAGCCUCCCGGAGCCUUCCGCUUGUGCGCCCCUUAGCUGAGACCCCCGUGAACCUCACCCAAACCCCGCUUUUUCGUUGUUUGAAUUGACCAAUCAGGCCUUAGCCUAGGACUGCCAACGCCCUCCCCCCGCUCGCCCUAACGGAGGCCUGUGCUGUCGGUUCUGCGGCUCGCUAUGCGUGCACCUGGACUUGACCCCCGCGUGGCACCCCCAGGCGUGCUGUGGACCCCCAAGUAGUAAACUGCUCCGUUUCAAUUUCUCUGGUGUCUGUUGUUGAACCCCAGCUCACUACCCCACAGCUGGGGCUCUCCUUGAGAAAUGUUAGUUUAACAAAACUCACAAGAGCCUUUGGUAGUGAAUUCUCUGUGUGUGUGUUUUGUUUUUAAAACUUGCUUGUGGUUUUGUGCCAAACUGUCAGCUAAGCGUGGCCUCGUCUAAUCCUCCCCACAACACCUGGGGUUCUCUGCGCCCUUCCCCUGACAGGCGAGACCCAGCUUGAGUCUCACAGUCCGAAGGCCCUAGGUGGAGGGUUUCCAUCCUGCUAAGUGGAGUCUGCAGGUGACGCCAUGGACAUUUGUGCAGGUCUUGAGUAUUAAAGCCCAGCUCUGCAUACAUUAUUGCAUUGGAUGUGCAGUGAUUUGGAUUACUUUUCCGUUUUUAGGGGGUGGUGUCGGACUGGGGUUUCUUUGAUUCUGACUCUGCUAAGCGAGCCACACACACCCCUGCCCCUGUGAGGAUCACACUUGGGAGGAGGCGGUGGGUGGAAAUGGAGAGAGAUGGGUCCACCCAGGGAGCCCCCAAGAAGGCGGGUGGUGGUCUUUUCCGCCAAUCGGAGGUGGGCAGUGAAUGGAGGGACGCGAGGAUGGGCAGAAUUGUCCCUAUUCUCAAGGUGCAGCAACUCUGGGCCAUUUUGUCUGGGCCACUUCUUGUAGCUACUUGCUUAAACUUCUAGUCCCCAGCACUGGCCACAGUGAUCCUACACCCAGUUCCAGGCUUUGUAGAGAAAAUAAAAGAAGCAUCUGUCAAGCAUCUGCUUUCCAAAAACUUCACUGAAGGAAGGAAACCCAGGCGAGAUAGGAGAAAAGCAUGACAGAGUACAAUGGUGACAAUGGGCCAGAUGCUGGCCCCUCAGUCACUGACCUGGGAAGUUAGAACAGGAAGGCCAUUUGUAGGCUUGGAUUAUUGGAGAAGGUUUUGCAGAAUGUUCACACUCAGUCCUCUUGGAAGAAUCAAGCGUCUGUAUACACAUCUCCAGAGACAAAGGCAUGGACCUGGACCUCGGAGCUGAAUGAGCUCUGGAACAAAAUUCACAAGAAGGCAAACCACUUCUGUCUCCUGGAACACCUCCACACUUCAUAAGCAGGGACCUGCUUCUGCUGACCUGUCUAAGGAAGAUGAGAAUGAUCCGGCAUUAAUUUAUUCAACACAUAAGUGUUAAGUGAUGAAACACGCAUGUUGAACCAUUUGUGUAUUUUACUGGCUUACAGUGGCUCCUGGGCACAGAAAUUGUAUCUAUAAAAGCUUGAAUAGAGCCUAUUUUUAUAUAAAAAAAUACUUUAUAGGUACAAUUUCUGGGCCCAGGCUGCACUGCAAGCCAAUAAAAAGAUCACAGGUGGCCCCAAAGAAGAUGAAAUCAAACUCUUAGAAUGUUGUCUUCCUGUAUCAGCAGCCUCAAGAACUGCCAAUCUACAGUUUUUAUAGAUAAUUAUAUAUAUUUUAAAAAAAAACCCCACUUGUCUCACAUGUAAUUGCUAACAGUGGGUCUAUCUGCCAUCGGUUUGGGAAUACAUUCUUGCAAAAUUUGUUGUCAGCAAAAUACUUGGGAGAGCCUCCAAAAUCCACAAGGAGACAGCCCAUUUGUUCUUCCAACAAUUCUUUAUCUGAGGAAUCUGAGGCCGGGCCUUUGACUUGAAACAUGAACACUGUAGGCCUGAUACUUCCGCUAACACGCGUGUUCAGAAACUGAAAACUGCCCAUGGAGGGGAAAAGUCUUUAGAUCAAGGUUUGGCAGUGGAUUUCUUCCUCUACAAGUUUCAGGGAGA
Molecule: messenger RNA, 5508 nt
Organism: Mirounga angustirostris (Northern elephant seal)
Lineage: Eukaryota; Metazoa; Chordata; Mammalia; Carnivora; Phocidae
Gene: ACBD7
Product: acyl-CoA binding domain containing 7
Exons: 5
Coding region: 16-579 (187 amino acids)
Biological process (GO): fatty acid metabolic process
Molecular function (GO): fatty-acyl-CoA binding
Source: RefSeq, a predicted model, not a curated record